Messenger RNA from Magallana angulata, 716 nucleotides. RefSeq lists its product as uncharacterized. NCBI's taxonomy places the organism in Eukaryota, Metazoa, Mollusca, Bivalvia, Ostreida, Ostreidae. The record is from RefSeq and is a predicted model, not a curated record. The transcript is spliced from 5 exons. The coding region runs from base 22 to 597 and encodes 191 amino acids.
UAUACAACGGUGAACACAAAUAUGUUAGAAUUCCUCGUGAUUCUUUGUGUGAUUUCGUUGGCACAUGGGUGUUCUCCAAUAACUGAACACGAUCAAACCAAGUAUUGUCGAACUCAGUAUGCUUUCACUGGCACUGUCAUUAGUAAUAAGGAAAACGACAUUGAAGCUGUCUUUAGAAUUCGCGUCAAUUCAAACAUAAAGGAGCGACUGGCGGGUCCUGGUCAGAUUAUCACUGUUUACGGUAGAGGUACUCUGAACUCUUGUGGUCCCACACGGCUGGACAGAAACAAGGAAUAUAUCUUAUAUGUUUCAAUAUAUGAUGCAUCCACUAGAAGACCUGAAAUCAACGAGUUUUACGAAGCCACCGCCACAUAUGUCAACAGAAUCAAUAACUAUGAUUGUUCAUGCGAGGUGGAAAUGAAUCUUCCAUGGCAACCGCGUCCUGACAAUACAACACCAGCUAAGGACAAGUGCGUCAUCACCCAAAACGAAUUUGACUGUUCAUUUGAAAAAGGUUACUGUGCAAGAAGACGCAAUAGAUAUGGUGUUGGGCCAUGUAGAUGGAUUGCCCCAAACAUUGUGUGUCCUGAAAAAUAACAUUCAAAGGUUUUAUGAGAGACAAAUUGUGCAAGAUUUUAUUUUAUAUCAGAUACAAUGAUUUAGCAUUCAUUCAGUGCUGACAAUACUAAUAAAUUGAAGAAACACUUGAAUAGAUC